GAGAGAGAGAGAGAGAGAGAGAGAGAGAGAGAGAGAGAGAGAGAGAGAGAGGGGAGUAGCGGUAGCAGGGAGGAGGAGAAGAUGGCAGCCACGGGGGUGCAGCAGAAGCACGUUGGCGGGGUUGGUAGUGGCGACGUUGGAGAUGGUUUUGUGUACGAUUUGGAGCAUAUGCGUCAUUCGCCGGAGGAUAUUGUGUUCUGCUUGGACGUCGACUCGGAAGCUGAAGGCGACAUGAAGUCGUCGGGAUCUAAGAACGCCCAAGUCUCUACUCGUCUAAGCGCAAUCAAGCAAGCUGUGAUACUGUUCAUGUACUCGAAGCUAGAUAUUGAUCGUCGUCAUCGCUUCGCCAUCGCCACUCUGGCUGAUCGCGCCUCGUGGCAUUUGAGACCGUUCACAAGCGAUGUGGACUACGUUGUUCGCGCAAUGCGGGACAUCUCAGCAACGCGGUGUUAUGACCGUUGUGACCUUUACUCGCUCUUUCGGCUGGUUUACGAUGAGCGGCAGCACUCCAUGAAUGCAGGACACUACCUCCGUCUGAUUCUGAUAUACUGCCGGUCUGCCGUUGUGCCCGACAUGGAGGGUUCAUGGUCCAGAGGAAGCAGGCAUUUCAUGUGUGAUGCAAUUUACCUGCACGACAAACCGAAGCCCAACAACCGUCCGCAGCAGGUGUUCGAUGCUCUCGUUGAGAAAAUCGAAUUGGUCAGCAAUUCGGAUACUGCGUACAUCUUUGAGAGCUCAAAUGGUCUUCCCAGAACUCUGUUCAAGCACAUGUGCCUCCUUUUGACACACCCGCUGCAGCGGUGUGUGCAGGAGGACCUGGACACCCCCAGAGAUCUUGCUAAAUGGGACCCUACGAAGGGGUACUGUAACAGCGGGGCUGGCUCGAGUGGGAGGGUAGUUGUAACCAACCUAGGUGGUGGGGGUAAUGGCAGGGGGGGGACCAGCGACGGGGGAGCUGCACCUGGAAACGGGAUAGGUGGGGCCACGCAUGCAGGGCAUGGGAUGGUGGUCGUGCUCGGCCCUUCCAGGACACAACAAGGUGCCGACGACGACUCGUCUCCAGGUUACGGUCACGGCGCUGCGACGACCUGAUCUGUCGAUUGAAGCUGUGGCAGUUGUGCGUGACUGAUCUCUGCUGCUUAGGCGCGUCUCCACUUGUGUAUCUGUCUCGUUGUGUGAUUGCUGCUGCUUUGGGGGUGUUUCGACAUUGCCGUCUGAUUGAUGAGGGAGAGGGAAGACAUGUUGUAGUGACAGCUGCCGAUAGCUGGCAACCCCGUUUUGGUGGGCCGUUGUUAUCUUGUCGGGGAGAGCAGGAGAGUCCGUCCCGACUUUGGUGGUGGUGGUCCCAACAAGAAAAAGGCGCAUGGGAGUGAAUGCUCAGGUGAUUCGUAGAUGCAACCGUGGAUGCAUACAGUAUGUGGCUUCCACAGGCUGACUUCUACGGUAGUGCCUGCCUCAUGGGCCCAGCUGGCACUUGGCACAGUGAUCAGGAGUUGUUCGGCGUGUGGCACUGUUUGCUGGUUUGUAGGCGCUGCCUUGUCGUCAUUGUUUGCUGCUUCUAUGCAGGCCCCACAGUUUCCCUAUGCCCCAUUCCUUGUGUGUACCACGUGCUCGUAUGCCGUGUCCUACCUAGUGUCUGCAUUCUUCUUCUAAUGGAAGAGGCAUUUUGUGAAGGUUCAUUCAUAUUUGUUUUGUGAGUUGUAAUUAGUAUUUAGUCUUCACUGCAAUUCAUGAUUUCUUAGUGAGUUUUUUUUGCUGGCCAUUGGUUUCAUUCUUGUGCCAGCCGUCUGACCUGUCCUCCAUGUGUUUUUCAUGUGUGCAACACUGCAAGAGAAUACGGUCCCAAAGUUUUAAAAGUAGAAAGAAGAUGAUAGAGAGGGCCUCAAGUAUGGGACUACGCCAGGAUCUCAUGGUGAAAUGUGAUUCAUGAAUGCUAUCAGUCCGCAGGUUGCACGCGUUUUAUCCUCUAUCUAUGGCGAUUGUGAUCUGGCUUUUGUCAUUGUUGUGCCAAAAAUGUUUGGUUUGUCGUGUGUGUGCGUUGUUUUCAUCCCCUGAUCUUGUCUACCGGGUGUUGUGUUCUGAUGUGACCGACACAACUUGGCUUUUUUUCUAGGCGAUCGAUCGCCUGAACUCGUUCACGUUGCUUUCCUUAAGGUUACCUCGAACUUCCUUGCCUUGAAUUUGUCCCAUCAAGCGCUCAGAGCGUUUUGCCGGUUGGGUGCUGGAGGCAGUUUCCAUGAGCUUUGAAAGCUUGACCGCUUGGCCUUUGAGUAUCCAGAAGUGCCAGCACCUCCAUUUUUGAGUGCCCCAUCAGGGUGCAUGGAAGUUGAAAUGAG
Chara braunii is the source of this 2336-nucleotide messenger RNA. Lineage: Eukaryota; Viridiplantae; Streptophyta; Charophyceae; Charales; Characeae. The record is from the annotation of a GenBank genome assembly.